AUGGGGGCGCCGGGUCCGCGCCGGCCGGAAGCCGCCCGCCGGAAGCGCCGUGUGCCCCGCGCUAAGGCGUCCGGGCGCGGCCGGAAGCGGGCGGGAGGCGGUGGCGGCGGCGGCGGCUCUGGGCGGCGGCCGACCUGGGAGAUCUCGGACUCGGACGCCGAGGGCCCUGCGGGGCCGCGGGAGGAGCGCAGGGCGGCGGCGCGGCCGGAGCAGGCCCUGCGGCGCGUGGCGGUGCGCGUGGACCCAGCGCUCCUGGGAGACGCCGGCGUCCUGCUAGAGGCCCUGCGCGCCCUGGGCUGCGAGCGCCACGUCGACGACCAGCGGCCCGCGCGCAGCCUCAGGUGGAGCAGAGCGCAGCCCGACCCGCGUCCGCGCGCGGUGCCUUCUGAGGUGCAGGCUGCAGAUCGGGAGGAGGUGCUGCUGCUCCUGGAGCCCGAGGAGUUUCUGCGGGGUAUCGAGUUUCUGCAGGGCAUCGAGCCGCUGACCCAGACUUGCGACCCGGCGUACUCCGUGCCCUGGGCCUCUCCUGAGAGCUCUGCCGGCCUCCACCUGGCUGUCAUCGGGCUAGACACUUACCUGCGGUCUCACCAGCCCAGCAGCCGGGAGGUGCGGCAGCCAGAGGGUCCAGCAGUGGCCUGUGCCCCAGUGGCACCACUCAGCUGGCCCAAGAUGGAGGAGCUCUGGGCACACCUGGAUGUGCUGCUGGUGCCCUCCUGGCGGGAGCUGAGUCAGCACGUGUGUGCCUUCACCAAGGCCUUUGCUCAGCGCCCCUUCAAGUGCGUGACCCCUGCCCCGACUGGUGGCUGUGGCUGGGAGGGGGACAGGGACACCUGCAGGGGCGGUAGCUCUCUGGUCCCCCUGAGAGCGGAGAGGACCGGGGGCUUCAUUGAGCUGGAUGGGAUGCUCGAAGGACACGAGGCCUCUAGAAACUUCCCCAAGUCUCUUCCUGCCUUCAGGCAGUACUGGGAGUCCUGCGCCUUUUCCUUCUGUGUGGAUGGGCGCUGGGCAGCAGGCGAGCGAGUGGCAAGAGAUGGCACAGGCCUGCGUGGGGUCUGGUGGCGGCAGAUCAAGCAGUUUAACCGGCUCAGCCCGGCCGUGGCCGAUGCUGUUGUCGCUGCCUUCCCCUCCCCCCGCUUUCUGCAGUGGGUGGGUCCCCUGCACCCUCCAGGUGUGGAGCCAGGUGUCCAAGAUCCGCCCUGCUCAUCCCUGUGCCUGCCCUAGGCAUACAUGGCCUGCGGCACGGAGCAGGAGCGCCUGGCCCUCCUGGCGGACCUCCCCGUGAAGGUGGGCCGAGGUGUGCGGCCCCGCAGGGUGGGGCCUGACCUCUCCCGUCGCAUCUGCCUCUUCCUGACCUCCACCGACCCUAAGCUCCUACUGGACCUGGGCUCCUGACCAUGCCUGAGGGACAGGAAGGGGCCUUGUCUCACCUCCCAGCAGGACAGAACAGGGUCCGCCCCACCAGGGGAACAGCUGCAAACCACUGGGGGCAGGGAUCAGGGACCAGGGCACCACACCUGGGGAGGUGCAAGGGGAGGGCAUGGGGUGGCCACAAUGUUCUUAGAUAACUGGGACAAACCGGAGAGGAUAGGGAGAGGGUGUCCCAUGCCCCAGGUCCUGUACCACUGGCCCCAGGGCUGGUGCU
Nyctereutes procyonoides (raccoon dog) is the source of this 1642-nucleotide messenger RNA. RefSeq names its product essential meiotic structure-specific endonuclease subunit 2 (gene EME2). The transcript has 7 exons. Gene Ontology annotation, cellular component: Holliday junction resolvase complex; nucleus. Gene Ontology annotation, biological process: double-strand break repair; mitotic intra-S DNA damage checkpoint signaling; resolution of meiotic recombination intermediates. Lineage: Eukaryota; Metazoa; Chordata; Mammalia; Carnivora; Canidae. The coding region runs from base 1 to 1221 and encodes 406 amino acids. Gene Ontology annotation, molecular function: nuclease activity; DNA binding. The record is from RefSeq and is a predicted model, not a curated record.